CAGAGAGGGAGGGGAAACAGAGCGAUAUACGUCUACAACACGAGUUGGUAGAACAUGACUACUGUCAUUAUCCCUGUUACUCCUGCAAAACUACAUGUUAUCAUCCUACCCACCAAGCAGUGUAGCCCGGUCCUGUCGUUGCUGAUUGACUGCCUGCAGAGACAAAUAAAGACGUCGAGAGACUCCAGAGCGGGUCCCGCUGCGCCGCGAGAGAACAAACAAGAGACAAACAAGAGACAAACAAGAGACAAACAGUCAGCGGCUACUGUAGAAGGACAAACCGGCAGCAGCUACUGUAGAAGGACAAACAGGCAGCAGCUACUGUAGAAGGACAAACAGGCAGCAGCUACUGUAGAAGGACAAACAGGCAGCAGCUACUACAGAAGGAGACGGCAUCGCACGUUAUUUGAGAUCUUUUUCAGACAUGGUGGAUACCCAGCUCCUCGCAUGGCCAAUGGGCAUCAGUCUGACCCCUGUACACCUGGAUGAGCUUGAUGACAGUUCUCACUCUCUGGAUAUGAAACCAUUCACCACCCUGGACUACACUAGCCUGGACUACGAACACGGACCCACCAUCUCCAGCUACAGACCCACCCAGGUCCACCACUACCAAGCAAGCCACAGUCCCAGACCCACCCAGGCCCACCACUACCAAGACAGCCACAGCCCCAGACCCACCCAGGCCAACCACUACCAAGCCAGCAACAGUCCCAGACCCACCCAGGCCCACCACUACCAAGCCAGCUACAGCCCCAGUCACCACAGCCCUAGACCUGGCCAGGGUUACCAGCCCUGCCCCAGCCCUGGCUCCAGUCCUGCCCUGGGACACCACCUUGCAUACAUGGACCACAUGUACAACCACAGCCAGGUUCAGGAGGGACACGGUUGUAUAAAACUGGAGCCAGAGUCUCCUCCCCAGCACUCAGACAGCAGUCCUCUCUACUCUAAACUACAGGACGACACCACCGCUUCCCUACUCAACAUAGAGUGUCGAGUCUGUGGAGACAAAGCUUCUGGCUUCCACUACGGAGUCCAUGCCUGUGAAGGCUGCAAGGGGUUCUUCCGUCGGACCAUCCGGUUGAAGCUGGUUUAUGACCACUGUGACCUGCACUGUCGCAUCCACAAGAAGAGCCGCAACAAGUGUCAGUACUGUCGCUUUCAAAAGUGCCUGGUGGUGGGCAUGUCUCACAAUGCCAUUCGUUUUGGACGGAUGCCCCAGGCUGAGAAGGAGAAGCUCCUAGCUGAGUUCUCUACUGACAUGGACAUCAUGCACCCUGAGGCUGCCGACCUGAGGAGCCUGGCCAAGCUGCUGCUGGAGUCCUAUCUCAAAUACUUCCCCCUCACUAAGGCCAAAGCCAGGGCCAUCCUGUCUGGAAAGACUGGGGAUAACGCGCCGUUUGUAAUCCAUGACAUGAAGUCUCUUCAGGAAGGAGAGAGGUUUAUCAACUGCAGGCAGAUGCCCAUCCAUGUUGUCCAGGAGACCAGGACUGAGGCGGGGACUGAGGCUGGGACUGGAGCUGGCUGUGGUCUAGGUGGAUGUCUAGCAGUGAGUGAAGGUCUGGCUGUAGGUGGAGGUCUAGGUGGAGGUGUUGGUCUGGUCCAAGAGCCCACUGACGAGGUGCAGCUCAGGUUCUUCUACAGCUGUCAGUCGCGCUCCGCCGAGGCCGUCCGGGAGGUCACAGAGUUCGCUAAGAGCAUCCCUGGCUUCGUGGGAUUGGACCUGAACGAUCAGGUGACUCUGCUGAAGUACGGCGUCAUCGAGGUGCUCAUCAUCAUGUGGGCUCCACUCAUGAACAAAGAUGGUACACUGAUCUCCUAUGGACAGAUCUUCAUGACGAGAGAGUUCCUAAAGAGCCUGAGGAAACCCUUCUGUGAUAUGAUGGAACCCAAGUUUGAGUUCUCUGUUAAGUUCAACACCCUGGAGCUGUAUGACAGUGAUAUGGCACUCUUCCUCGCCGUCAUCAUCCUCAGUGGAGAUCGUCCAGGCCUGCUGAAUGUGAAGCCCAUUGAGGAGCUACAGGAAACAGUCCUCCACUCUCUGGAGCUCCAACUGAAACUCAACCACCCAGACUCCCUGCAGCUCUUCGCCAAGGUUCUGCAGAAGAUGACAGACCUGAGGCAGAUAGUAACAGACCAUGUGCACCUAAUCCAGCUACUGAAGAAGACUGAAGUGGACAUGUGUCUCCACCCACUGCUGCAGGAGAUCAUGAGAGACCUCUACUAGUUGGGUCAAUAUGAAAUGGCACCCUAUUCCCUAUAUAGUGCACUACUUUUGCGCACUAUAUGAAAUAGUUUUUCAUCCAAGGUAACGGAAAGACACCGGUUGAAAACCGCAUAUGGAUGUGUUAGUCCUAUUGAUGCCACUGAUGAGGCAUAUUGGGGCGGCAGGUAGCCUAGUGGUUAGAGCAUUGGGCCAGAAAGGUUGGUGGAUCGAAUCCCCAAGCUGCCAAGGUAAAAAUCUGUUGUUCUGCCCCUGAACAAGGCAGUUAACCUUCAUUGUAAAUAAAAAUGUGCUCUUAAACUGACUUGCUUAGUUAAAUAAAGGUAAAAUAAUAAAUAUUGGAAUACUAUAUUAGGGACUAGUAGUUACCUGGCAGAAUGAGAUGUUAACCUGUCUGACGUUAUAGAUUCUAUAUGGUCCUAUUAGCGCUGUUGGAAAGGAAAAGGAAAAAAAACACUGUGAUUAUUAUGAGCCAUAUACUGUAGUUAUCUGCAUCACCACCACCAAUUAAUAUAUGUUAUGCUGUAUGUAGGUGAUAGAUUCUGUUCUUCACAAAUUAAUAUACGUGAUGUAUUUAGAGUUUAUAAACAAACACUCACAUCUAUAAUAUCAAGAUGCAACUGUCUUAAAGAUGUAUCCCAUAGGACCAGAUAGGCUACACUAGGUAACAGGUCCACCUGUCAGAUCUGAUCUCAGUUGACUCACCUGCAACAUAGCGUGGUUUCUAUAGUGCUUCUCUAGUGCUUCUAUGGGGUUUCUAUAAGAUUUCUAUGGCGCUUCUACAGGGUUUCUAUGGCGCUUCUACAGGGUUUCUAUGGUGCUUCUACAGGGUUUCUAUAGUGUUUCUAUAGGGUUUCUUGUGCUUCUGUAGGGUUUCUAUAGGUUUUCUAGUGCUUCUAUAGGGUUUCUAUGGUGCUUCUAAAGGGUUUCUAUGGUGCUUCUAUAGGGUUUCUAUGGUGCUACUAUAGUGCUUCUAUAGGGUUUCUAGUGCUACUAGUGCUACCGUGCUUCUACACCUGCAUUGCUUGCUGUUUGGGGUUUUAGGCUGGGUUUCUGUACAGCACUUUGAGAUAUCAGCUGAUGUAUGAAGGGCUAUAUAAAUACAUUUAAUUCUAUAGGGUUUCUAUAGGGUUGCUAUGGUGUUCUAUAGGGUUUCUAGUGCUUCUAUAUGGUUUCCAUGGUGCUUCUAUGGGGUUGCUAUGGUGCUUCUAUAGGGUUGCUAUGGUGCUUCUAUAUGGUUUCCAUGGUGCUUCUAUAGGGUUUCUAUAGGGUUGCAAUGGUGCUUCUAUAGUGUUUCUAUAGGGUUUCUAGUUCUACUAUAGUGCUUCUAUAGGGUUUCUAUGUUGCUUCUAUAGGGUUUCUAGUGCUACUAUAUUGCUUCUAUAGCAUUUAUAUAGGGUUUCUAGUGCUACUAUAGUGCUUCUAUAGGGUUUCUAUGGUGCUUCUAUAGGGAUUCUAGUGCUUCUAUAGGGUUUCUAUAGUGCUUCUAUAAUGUUUCUAGUGCUACAAUAGUGCUCCUAUAGUGCUUCUAGAGGGCUUCUAUAGUGCUUCUAGAGGGUUUCUAUAGUGCUUAUAUAGGGGUUCUAUUGUGUGUCUAUAGGGUUACUAUAGUGUGUGAGCUCAUUAUUUAAGAAAUAUACUAUAUUGUGCUUCAUAUUAUAUUUUGAAUAAUUUGCCAGCUGUAAUUUGUAUGUUGGAUACAAUGAAUGUGUGAAAUAAAAGCCAGAUAAAUAAAUACAUAUUUUUGUACAUGCGUAGAUAAAUAAAUACAACAUCUCAGAGUAUAACACCUUAGUUUAAAAUGCUGAACUUGUUGUAUUUCAAAUACAGUAUUUUUCAGAUUUUUAUGUUGAUGUUAUUUGUAUUAUUUUGUGUUGUUGUUGAAACAGACAUUUUUAUUUUCCAUGUGCAAAUGGGCUGGUUUUUGCAUUUUAAAAAAACGGUUUGUAGACUCAUAACUUGUCAAAAUAUGUAAAUAAAUAUUUUCUAUUUG
Molecule: messenger RNA, 4214 nt
Organism: Oncorhynchus nerka (sockeye salmon)
Lineage: Eukaryota; Metazoa; Chordata; Actinopteri; Salmoniformes; Salmonidae
Gene: pparg
Product: peroxisome proliferator-activated receptor gamma
Exons: 9
Coding region: 425-2224 (599 amino acids)
Biological process (GO): positive regulation of transcription by RNA polymerase II; positive regulation of fatty acid metabolic process; cell differentiation
Cellular component (GO): nucleus
Molecular function (GO): RNA polymerase II cis-regulatory region sequence-specific DNA binding; DNA-binding transcription repressor activity, RNA polymerase II-specific; nuclear receptor activity
Source: RefSeq, a predicted model, not a curated record